AUGAUGAAGCCUUUCCGCAAAAGCAAGCGGCUGUCCAACUCGCUGUCGUCUUCCAAACAUUCCAUCUCUCGAGUGGCCUCGGGCCCGCCCGAAAUGCCUCCGACGUUGAUGCUGCCCCGCAAGGUGAUCAGGGCGCUCUACAGCUACGACCCGCAGGGUCCAGGCGAGCUCAAGUUCGCCAAGGGCGAUUUUUUCCACGUGAUGGACGAUUCCUCCGAACCAGAGGCUAGCGGCUGGUACGAGGCGACCAACCCGGCCACAAACCAGCGGGGCAUGGUGCCCGUGUCGUACUUCGAGGUGUUCAACAAGCCCGUGCACGACGAGCCCAAGCCACGCAGCGCCACGCAGACAUUGUAUGCGGUGACGCUUUACGAGUUCAAGGCCGAGCGGCCGGACGAGCUUGACAUUGUGGCCGGCGAAAACUUGGUUAUCUGCGCCCACCACGAGUACGAGUGGUUUAUUGCCAAGCCCAUCACGCGCUUGGGCGGUCCUGGCUUGGUGCCGGCGCUGUAUGUGAAGAUCAUCGACAUGGCCAAUCCGGCCAAGGCCGUGGAAACAGACUUGGCCGCGGCCAUUGACCAGCUUCACAUCCCCACGGUCGAGGAAUGGAAGAGCCAGACGGCGCGGUACCAGGCGCUGACCAUCCCGUUGGGCUAUGUGCUGAACCUGGCGCCGCCGUCGUCGUCCAACACGCAGUACUUCCAGGAGCGCCCGUCGCUGAACCGCUCGUCCUUGGGUGUCUAUGUUGUGGAGGUGGCUGUCGAGCUGUACAUCUUGGAGCAGGGCCGGUACCAGUAUCUAGUGGUGGCGCGGCUUCUGAACGGGAAAACCCGCCAGUUGUACCGGUACUACCAGGACUUCUACGACAUGCAGGUGAAGUUGCUUGAGUUGUUCCCGUACGAAGCAGGCAAGCUCGAAAACUCGCGGCGCAUCAUCCCGCUGAUUCCAGGCCCAUUGAUCCAUGUCAACGAUCUGAUUUCGAAGUUGCGGCGUGAAAAACUAGACUACUACUUGCGCACGUUGAUCUCUUUGCCGGCGCACAUUUCCCGUUCUGAAGAGGUGCAGAGCUUGUUCCAAGUGCUCGAUAACGGCUUUGACCGCGAGCUCACUGACGCACGCGCAGACCGAUCUUCGCGGCCCGUGCAGCAAGCGUCAACGCUGCAGCAGGACAGACUAUCACAAUAUCUGGGCCAUCAUGCGGCCCAACGCACAUCGACGCCGACGCUGGAAUCGCCGCCGCUGGCAGGGCUUGCCCAGGCGGCGCUGAAGGUCAAGGUCAAGUUCUACUACGAGGACGAUAUAUUCGUGUUGUUGUUGCCCGCCAACUUGCGCUUGCAGGACUUGAAAACCAAGUUGGUGCGUCGUCUUGCGCUUGACGCAGACGCGGGUGCAGCAGGUGCAGCCGGCGCUACAGGUGCACCAGACGCAGAACCAGCGGUGUACUUGUUCAUGAAGAGCGACUACGACUCGUUUAUGGACUCCAACAACAUCACACUGGAGCUGCUUACGCCGGACCAGCGCGAGCGGCUCUUUGCGUUGGAAAUGGCCGACGACGCCAAGUUCCAUAGUCUGUUGUACGACAAGUGCAAGGUUGUUAUUUUGGCGGGUUGA
This is a messenger RNA of Clavispora lusitaniae ATCC 42720, 1611 nucleotides long. Lineage: Eukaryota; Fungi; Ascomycota; Pichiomycetes; Serinales; Metschnikowiaceae. The record is from RefSeq and is a predicted model, not a curated record.